Molecule: messenger RNA, 501 nt
Organism: Amborella trichopoda
Lineage: Eukaryota; Viridiplantae; Streptophyta; Magnoliopsida; Amborellales; Amborellaceae
Product: putative ripening-related protein 1
Source: RefSeq, a predicted model, not a curated record
AUGGGACACAGUUCCUCUUUGGGGGCGUGUCGUCCUAGCGGAUACUUGAGAGGCAAGACCGGACACUGCAAUCCGGAUAACGACUCUGACUGUUGCAAGGAGGGGAAGAUGUAUCCCCAGUACCGUUGCUCUCCCCCAAUCACAGGCAACACCAAAGCGACAAUGACUAUCAAUAGCUUUGCUGAGGGUGGUGAUGGAGGUGGCCCCUCGGAGUGCGACAACCAGUACCACGACGAUGGUGAGAUGGUGGUAGCUCUAUCAACUGGAUGGUACAGUAAUGGUAGCCGAUGCCUGAAUUUCAUUAGCAUAAGUGCUAAUGGUAAAACAGUUAAGGCGAAGGUUGUUGAUGAAUGCGACUCCAUUUAUGGGUGCGACACAGACCAUGACUUCCAACCGCCCUGCCCUAACAACGUAGUCGAUGCUUCUCCUGCGGUUUGGAAAGCUUUGAAUAUCCAUGGUUCAGAUGUUGGGGACUAUGAAGUUACAUGGUCCGAUGCGUGA